This is a messenger RNA of Eruca vesicaria subsp. sativa (arugula), 1936 nucleotides long. The record is from the annotation of a GenBank genome assembly. Lineage: Eukaryota; Viridiplantae; Streptophyta; Magnoliopsida; Brassicales; Brassicaceae.
UUCUUCUUCUUCUUCUUCUUCACCUCACACCCUAAAAGGAAGCCUCUAAAACCUUCCUCUCUCUCUCGAUUCACCGAUCAACAACCAUUUCACUUCUGAUCGUUCAAAGAGCUCUCCGAUCUCAAUCAACAUGUCUUCAAUCGGCGCAUCUCCGAGACAUGUUGAUGCUACGGAGAACAGCUUGGAAAAGAUCAAGCGACAGCUAGCAACUGGCUCUGGUCGGAACUUGCUACAGGGACCGCUUUACAAGCGGUCUGAAACUCUAAGAAAAUGGAACGAAAGAUGGGUGAUACUUGAUCCAACCACUGGGAAAAUGGAGUACAAGACGAGACGAAAUGAACCCGCUAUCAAGGGAACGAUUCUGUUUGACGAAAAUAGCACUAUCACUGUCUCUCCUGUCAACUUCCAGGGGCUUCCGAAAUACAAUGGUUGCUGUAUAUAUAUUAGUACGCCACAGAAGAAAGAUUACUUUUUGUGUGCGGAGACUACUGGUGCAGCUAGAGCUUGGGUUACUACUUUACAUGCGACCCAACUAGUUCUAAAGGCGCAUAAGGAGGCUGUUGAUUCUCUAAGCGGAAGUGGUUCUUCAACACUUGGUACGGUUGCGACCGUUGUUGCCGCUGCUAAUUCAACAGCACUGGAAUGUUCCAAAGAAAUUCAAGCUUCAAUGCAGGUCUCUCUGAGGAAUGCUUUGAAAAUCACGGCGAAUAAACCGAUCGAUGGACCACUAGAUGAUUUGACUAUAAUGAAGGAAACUCUGCGUGUGAAAGAUGAAGAACUACAGAAUUUGGCGCGAGAACUUCGUUCACGUGACUCAACGAUAAAAGAGCUAGCAGAUAAGCUAUCUGAGACGGCUGAAGCAGCUGUAGCGGCAGCAUCUGCAGCUCAUACAAUGGAUGAACAGAGGAAAAUUGUUUGUGUGGAACUUGAGCGCUUAUCUAAAGACUCAGAGAGACAGCAAGAAGCGGCUAUAUUAAAGCUCAAGGAACUGGAUGAGAAGACAUCUACUCUGAGUAGGGAAAAAGAUCAAUUGGUUAAGGAAAGAGACUCUGCUCUCAAAGAAGCACAUAUGUGGCGGUCUGAGCUUGCAAAAGCCAGAGAGCGUGUCGUCAUACUUGAAGGAGCUGUUGUGAGAGCCGAAGAGAAAGCGAGGGUUGCAGAAGCAAGUGGUGAAGCAAAAGCAAAGGAGGCUUCUCAGAGAGAGGCAACUGCUUGGACGGAGAAGCAAGAGCUUUUAGCAUAUGUGAAUGUUUUACAAACCCAGCUUCAAAGGCAGCAACUAGAGACGGAGCAAGUGUUUGAAGAGAAGACUGAAUCUACCAACGGCGAGACAUCUCUUCCGAUGACAAAAGAAACAGAAAAGGAUGUGGAUAAAGCAUGUCUGAGCGUUUCGAAAACAGCGUCUAUGCCGGGAGAGAAUGUAGUCCAUAUGAGUGAAGAUCAGGUGGUAAACGCCCAUGCUCAGGCUCCGGUUGGUGAAAACGAAUGGAAUGAUAUUCAGGCAACAGAGGCAAGAGUUUCUGAUGUAAGGGAAAUAUCUGCAGAGACUGAACGAGACAGCUUGGAUAUCACAGUAGUAACCCCUGAAUCUAAUGUCCCACGCAAUGAUCUGCCUCCAGAAUCUUUUCAUCAUCAGCCUUGAUGAAUAAUUGGUGGACCUUGGUACAUUUUUCAUAUACUCUGAUGGUUUUAUAAUGUUUGGAGAGUUGUCAUUUGGGUUUUCUUGUACCUCGAGAUUUGUCUAUGUAUCAGCAACCUCUUGAGUUUCUGCCUGACUUGGGAAGGAUCCUUUUCCCCUCCUUUAUUGCAACAUGAAAGAGAUUUAGUAUCUUGCUGGAUUCCAAAUCCGACACACAUUUAGCUAUUAUGAUGGUGUUGAUAGUUCAAGGAUGUUCUCAUAUGAAUCAUAUAUUUAGUGUAGUUUUUUUAUUCCUUU